UCAUACGCAAUUACGGACUACACAGCAAUGCAUUACUACAUGUCAUUUGUUUAUCUUGUUUAUCCUCAAGCAAAAACUCAAAAAUGGCAACUUUCAGUUGUAUAGCUUCUAAAUCUUUCUCUCCUUCCCUGUAUCCCUCACACCCUCACCAAUCAAACAAUGCUUCCUUUCCUUUCACUUCCCGAUCAACUUCUGUUCGUUUUCCCGGCGAAUUGCGGCAGCGGGGAAUUAGAGGGGUGAGUGUGGUGACUCGAGCAGGACCACCAAGUACCAACCAAUUCAUUUUUGCCUUCGCCUUUCCACUUUCUCUCCUUGCCUUUACUGUCUUUACAGCUAUUCAAAUUGGUAAUCGACUUGACCAGAAGUUCCUUGAAGAGCUCGCCAUGAAUGAAGCUAUAAAUGAAGCAGAGGGUGAGAAUGAUGAUGGCACCGAAGUAACGAUCCCAAGAAAAGAGGAACCUGCACUUCCCCGAGCUCGCAAUAGGCCAAAGCGUGAAAUUUGAAUUCCAAGAGUACGAGGUUGCUAUCAUUUUUUGGGUAGGGCAUUGUUUAGGCGUCUUUGUGUUUGUAAACUGAAUAUACAUAAAUUGUAUAUAUAGCUUGAUAUUACGGUGGGGAAUGGGGACUUUGGUUCCUUUGGACUUAUCGUUAGUGAAUUCACACCAAAUUGUAGUUGUUACUAAGGAAAUUCUAUAGUGGAUUCUUCAAUCUCCAACAUAGUGCAAAAUAAGACCGCAUCACCAUAUCACGACCGUAUUGUAAAAGCUUGAGUAUAUCACGACCGUAUUGACCGCAAAAUCAUCCGUAAUGGCCGUGAAAUCCGUUUCACGACCAGGACUGAAAUCAUAUUAAUGCUUUUGGGUGAAUCACAGUUGAGUACCCAAUGUAGAGAUCUUCAUUUAUUCCAAACAAUUUAUCGUCUCCUUUGCUCAA
Molecule: messenger RNA, 933 nt
Organism: Amaranthus tricolor (Joseph's coat)
Lineage: Eukaryota; Viridiplantae; Streptophyta; Magnoliopsida; Caryophyllales; Amaranthaceae
Exons: 2
Coding region: 84-503 (139 amino acids)
Source: RefSeq, a predicted model, not a curated record